Messenger RNA from Vicia villosa (hairy vetch), 717 nucleotides. RefSeq lists its product as uncharacterized. The coding region runs from base 1 to 717 and encodes 238 amino acids. Lineage: Eukaryota; Viridiplantae; Streptophyta; Magnoliopsida; Fabales; Fabaceae. The transcript has 2 exons. The record is from RefSeq and is a predicted model, not a curated record.
AUGACUCAUAUUACGGACGUGGUGGCGAGGAGUUUUUGGGGCAAUUCGGAUUGUGAUUAUUCUUUUUCUGAGUCGGAAGGCUUGUCGGGCGGUAUCCUUAUAUUGUGGAAAGCUAGUUCUUUAUCAGUGGUGUUAAGCUUUCGUGAGCCGGGUUAUCUUGGUGUCAAGGGGUUGGUUGAUUUGAAGGAUAAAUAUAAGGAUGGGGAUUGGUUAAUUGGAGGUGAUUUUAAUUCAAUCAAGAAGGGUAGUGAGAGAUUUGGUACUUCUACUUCGGUUAAUAAAUUGGAAUGGAAGGAGUUUUCUAAUUUCAUUGAAGAUUGUGGCUUGAUCGAUGUUCCGUGCAAAGGUAAAAAAUAUAGUUGGUUUAGUGGGGAUGGCAAAUCCAAGAGUAGGUUGGAUCGCUUUAUUCUUGAUGGAAACAUUGUUUCUUCUUGGGGAGUGGUGGGCCAAUUAAUUGAGCAAAGAGAUGUGUCGGAUCAUUGUCCGGUGUGGUUAAUUGUUGAUAAGGAGGAUUGGGGUCCGAAACCGUCCAAGUUUAAUAAUGAAUGGUUCCAUAAUAAAGAUUUUAUGCGCUUUGUUGAGGAAGAAUGGAAGGCGAUUAUAGUUAGCGGUAGAGGUGACUUUAUUUUAAAGGAGAAAUUCCGUAUUAUCAAGGGUAGGCUCAAGUGGUGUUUGGUAAAUAUGACUUGGAAGUGGAGGAAGGGGUUAGAGAGUUGA